AUGGUCGAGCGCACCUACACUGGCCUCCGAGAGAAUGGCGUUCACCAAAAAGGGCGAGCAGAAUCGGCACUGCAGAUUGCCGGCCCGCAUGUCCAGGAGGAAAACAUCCUUAUCCAACCAGUGGAAAAAGGGAUAGGUCCAUGUCAGCCAGAGCGAAACGAGGUGGGAUACAAGGUCAUCGUCGUCGGUGACAGUGGUCCACGGCUUCGCAGGGACUCGAUGAACGGGGCUAUCGGCGAGACGGCGGACAUCCAGGACGCGACGAGGAUUUCGGGUUUGAGAGGGUGGUUGCUCCUCUUCGCCAUCGUCGGAGGGACGAGAAAUUUGGCUCUGGAUCUCACGCAGUUACCGGGACGGUUCGAUUUCACGCCCAGUAAACUGUUGCUCCAGGAAGAUUUGGAGUUCCUCGAAGGAGGCAUUACUCCGGACGAGAUUCAAGAGCUGCUCCAGGCGCAUGCUCUCACUUUCCCGGAGACCGUCAAUCAAUCGCAGCAGUCUCUUCGGCUUGUUCGAGACGCUCUAGCUUGCGCUUCAUGGCGUAUUUACGGCGCAUGUCGGCCAUCUCGUCGAUCAGACAUGGGAUGCCGUUUGCCACACAGUGUUGACAUGUACGAAGAUACCAGUGAGAUGUACGGGCUUAGUGAAAAAAUCCCACCUUAA
Molecule: messenger RNA, 660 nt
Organism: Aspergillus welwitschiae
Lineage: Eukaryota; Fungi; Ascomycota; Eurotiomycetes; Eurotiales; Aspergillaceae
Exons: 2
Coding region: 1-660 (219 amino acids)
Source: RefSeq, a predicted model, not a curated record